UAUGAAACUUAGUACUCGCUGUAUUAUGUACUAAAUAAAUUACUAUAGACAUUUACCCAGGUAUUUAUAGGUAGAUCCAUUAUUCAUUAAAAAUAGUUCUUGGAUUUCGACACGAUCUCCUUCUCUUUUUUUGGUGUUGUAUACAUUAUAAAGGAGACGCCCCAAGUUUUUUAAUACUGAUCCUAUCAUCUGAUUUGAUAAUGUUCCACAAGCUUCCAAUUUGUUUGGUGUGUGCUCCUUUUCAGGGUCAAUAAAAAAUGCUGAGUGGUUAACAGAUUGUAAAUGUAUCCAUAAUAAUUGUAUGUUGAGUACGCUCGUUUUUAUUUCAUUUUUAAUUCUAAUUAUUGGUAUAUGAUAGUUUCUCGGUCCCAUUUUUUUUCACCAUUUUUCAAAUUUUAUACUCCGGUGACUAGGAGCACAUUCGCAACCAGUGGUAAGUUUUCGUUCUCUGCAGCAGAAAAUACGCAGCAAAAGCAAUUUAUGUUUUGAACCACAACUGACAAUAGCAACGGAUCUGGUUAAGGCCCCCCAGCAACAGUUGGACGUAUAUUCACCAUUUUCUGUCAAUCCCUCAACAAGUUAUAGUAUAAUGAAAUUCAUCAAUGAUGACGACGACUAUAUUCCAACCGAUAUCUCGGCGUCUAAUACCAUCCAGAGUCCAGACGCCGAUGUGGGAAAUGGAAAAAUCUAGUAACUGCAGGAAUCGCUUUUAUUGUAGUUUUGCGACAGAAAAUAUAGUAUUCAAGACAGUGGUCGCACCGGAUAUCCGGUUAUUGUCAGACGCAGCCAUGGGUGCAGCUGCAGAUAUGGAUUUGCACAAUACACCGUAUCUACGAGAUUUACUGGUUCAUUAUACAAUUAUUAAUGUUCAGAAAGAUUCAAGACUUAUGGAUUUUUUUAAAAAUAGGAAAUUUCAAGCAAAUAAUUUCCUUUCCAAAGAUCCUUCCGUGCGCGUAGAAACCAUCGGAAUGCUUAAUUUGUACAGAAAAAUGCAAAGACUCGGACUCAAACAUAAGUAUAAAUUUAAAUUUUCAGUCUCCCACAUUGGUAUUGACAUCAAAGAGUACACCAUGAACGGAGACCUGGAUUUAAAUCCGGUGCACUCAGUCAGUAAUAACGUCAUGGAUAUUUUGCGUUAUCCCUUGCGGUAUGGUCUUAUACCGAAGAAUUAUUGGUUAGAUCUUAAAAUGUUUCUGAAAACAGUUAUAUUUAAAAAAAUUUAUUUUUCUGAAAAGACAAUUGCGGUUGAGGCCAACGCAGUUGAUUAUAUGGCCUUUCAUAUUAAUUUCAAUGAAGGCGACAUCGAAGCGAUUGUCUUCGACUAUUGGAGCCGGUCUACCAUCGACCUUAUAAAGUACGACGAACGCGUACCCAGAAAUGAGCUUAAAGGCCUACUCAUUAUUUGUUCGAGAAAUUGUGCGUUCCGUCCAAAGUCGUCCCGCAAUAUGAAGUCGAUAUAUUUUUGACGAAUUUUCUGAAAUUCGCCGAUUUUGAUCUG
This is a messenger RNA of Acyrthosiphon pisum (pea aphid), 1498 nucleotides long. RefSeq lists its product as uncharacterized. The record is from RefSeq and is a predicted model, not a curated record. The coding region runs from base 603 to 1466 and encodes 287 amino acids. The transcript has 2 exons. Lineage: Eukaryota; Metazoa; Arthropoda; Insecta; Hemiptera; Aphididae.